This is a messenger RNA of Brenthis ino (lesser marbled fritillary), 537 nucleotides long. NCBI's taxonomy places the organism in Eukaryota, Metazoa, Arthropoda, Insecta, Lepidoptera, Nymphalidae. The record is from the annotation of a GenBank genome assembly.
AUGAGUGUGCCGAUGGUCAAGAGCUGUUGUCUAUGCGGUAGUUUACAUACAGGGACCUUGAUCAUAGGCUAUUUAUACACGAUAUGGUCGCUACUAGAACUAGCAGGCUACACUCUUCUCGUGACAUUAACACCGUUAGGAAAGAAUGGUACUGUUUCCAGUCACAAGUACAUUCUGUACAUCGCAGCGGCGGUGGUCAGUGGCAUCACUCUCCUGUGCUCGAUCCUUCUCAUUGUCGCUGCGUAUAGGAGACUACCCUUUCUAACGUUACCAUGGACGAUAGUGACAGGAAUGCUGACUGGUGUCUUCUUUGUGCUGUGCCUGACCGGCAUCAGCCUCAUCCUGCAGGAUACAGGAGAAACACUUGCUGUCGAAAUUGUCGUUGUAGUCAUUCACCUUACUAGAGCAUGUAUAUCAGUAUACUGCAUAAUUGUAGUCCACAGUCGGCACAAGCAAAUAAUGUACGACGAGGACGAAAGGCGGUUUCAAGAUUCUGCCAAAAUAUACCAGCCUGUUUGGAUGAGAGAUCAAGCGCUG